AUGUUGUUUCCACUGCUCGCAAUUCUUGCUGGUAGCCAGGUUGUCAGCAGCUCCGUGCUGAACUCACGCCAAGGCUCCGCGAAGGCAUUUUGUUCUUCUUCUGACAGGAGAUACAAUGUCAGUUCAUGGGAUGCACCAGUCUCCGGACCCGGCACACCGGGAAGCUCAUCUACCUGGAAGCUCACCAUUGACGAUACGACGGCUGGCCACAAGCAAAAGGUAACUGGCUUCGGUGCUUCUGUCACAGAUGCCACAGUUACCGUCAUUAAUGCACUGCCGGAUGCCCUACGUACACAGCUUCUGAACGAGCUGAUGACGGCAGACGGUGCCGAUUUCAGCUUCCUGCGCCAUACGAUUGCAUCCUCGGAUCUAUCCGCAAAGCCCGCAUACUCCUACGACGAUGCGGGCGGCAACGCAGAUCCAAGUCUGGGUAGCUUCUCCCUUGGAGACAGGGGCAAUGCGAUGGCCGAGAUGCUGUCUCAGAUGCAGGCUUUGAAGCCAUCAUUGACCUUGCUGGGCUCUGUCUGGGCUCCUCCCGCAUGGAUGCAGCUGGACCGUGCCCUGACAGGGACAACAGUUAACAACAACCUAGACCAUGCCUAUGUAGACCAGUAUGCACAGUACUUCGUCAAGUACAUUCAAGCAUACGCUGCCAAGGGCGCUCAGGUUGAUGCCAUCACGAUCCAAAACGAGCCAUUGAACAGCCAGUCAGGCUACCCGACGAUGUACAUCUCUGCAGACGAAUCUGCUGCUCUUAUUAGAGAUAAUGUUGGCCCCGCACUGAAGGCAGCGGGUUUAAAUACCAAGGUCUGGGCAUAUGACCACAACACAGAUGUGCCGAGCUAUCCCCAAACGGUUAUUGAUACAGCAUCCGCGUAUGUUGACAGUGUCGCGUGGCACUGCUACGCCAGUAGCAACAACUGGAAAGUUUUGACUGACUUCCACAAUUCCAAUCCUAACUCCAUCCAGUACAUGACUGAGUGUUGGACCUCAUCCCAAUACACGAGUUGGAACGCGGCCUCUGGCUUCACAAUGGGCCCCUUGCAGAACUGGGCUCAAGGUGCCUUGGCUUGGACACUUGGCACAGACACUGAGGAUGGCCCAUUUCUCGGUGGAUGCGAUACCUGCCGUGGGCUGGUAGUUGUUGACACGAAUCAAAAGACCUACGAGUUCCAGGUUGACUAUUACAUGAUGGCCCAAUACUCCAAGUUUAUCCCGAACGGCGCCAUAAUUCUGGAUGGCUCCGGUAGCUACACAUACGAUAGCGGUGCUGGUAUCCAGUCUGUUGCUUCGCUCAACCCUGAUGGAACAAGAACUGUGGUUAUUGAGAACACCUUUGAUAAUGAUGUCUACGUUACCUUGGACACCAAAAGUGGACAGCAGUGGAGCGGUAACAUCCACGCCAAGAGCGUCGUAACUUGGGUACUGUCCUGA
This is a messenger RNA of Neoarthrinium moseri, 1434 nucleotides long. RefSeq lists its product as uncharacterized. Gene Ontology annotation, biological process: glucosylceramide catabolic process. The coding region runs from base 1 to 1434 and encodes 477 amino acids. NCBI's taxonomy places the organism in Eukaryota, Fungi, Ascomycota, Sordariomycetes, Amphisphaeriales, Apiosporaceae. The record is from RefSeq and is a predicted model, not a curated record. The transcript has 5 exons. Gene Ontology annotation, molecular function: glucosylceramidase activity.